Molecule: messenger RNA, 1290 nt
Organism: Spodoptera frugiperda (fall armyworm)
Lineage: Eukaryota; Metazoa; Arthropoda; Insecta; Lepidoptera; Noctuidae
Product: jerky protein homolog-like
Exons: 1
Coding region: 1-1290 (429 amino acids)
Cellular component (GO): nucleus
Molecular function (GO): DNA binding
Source: RefSeq, a predicted model, not a curated record
AUGAAUCUUGGUUUCUUUUUUACAGAAGAUUCCGAAGUCGAAGGUCCAUGUACCAGAUCAUCACGCGCAAAUAAAAAACUAAAGCCGUACUCUCCUGAAGAUGUAGAAAACGCUAUCGAAAAAAUUCUAUCUCAAGCUUUAUCCAUAAAGGCAGCUUCGCAGACAUAUAAGGUGCCCGUCACCACGUUAAAAUUCAAACUCAGGGCUCUAAAACCAAAAAGAAAAACGCCUCUCCUAAAAAUGGCGGUCACGAACGAGGAAGACUUUACUUUCAAGAAGCACUUGUUACAAGUACAUGAAAUGGGGAUCCCAGUCACUUUCCAUGACAUUAUAGCAGUUGUGAAAGCCUAUCUCACCGAGGCAGACAAAGGCAUCACUUGUUAUCGUAGCAACUCUCCAGGAUCAUUCUGGUGCAAACAAUUCAUGCAAAGGUAUCCAGAAGUCAAAGAAAUUAUCGCAGCCAAUCAACAUAAUACGAAGGGAAGGAUUGUUCCAAACACUCCAAGAACCAUCAACAACUUUUUCAAUCGCUUUGAAGAUGAACUCUACUCCAAUUAUGUAACUCCAGACAACAUCUAUACUAUGGAUGAAUGUGGAUUCGGAAUUGACCCAAAGAAAAAGAAUCUUUUGUUUAGACGAUCCUCCCGUCACCCAGAUCUGGAUAAGCUCUGUGGAACAUCAAACUACUCAGUUGUAUUUUGUGGCAACGCCAUCGGAGAACUUAUCGAUCCAUUCUUUAUUUUCAAAGAAAGCGUACCUGCACCCAGUGAACAUCCUCACUAUUCAGCAUCUACCAGUGGCUGGAUAGACACGAGUGUAUUUGACGACUGGUUAGAAAAGCAUUUCGUGCCAACAAUAGACGAAAAACAUGGAAAGAAAAUUUUGAUUUGUGACAAUCUGAGCGCGCACGUCAGCGUGAAAGCGCUUCAAAUAUGUGCGGAGAACAAUAUCGCUCUCAUUUGUCCUCUGGGCAAUUCGAGUCACCUGCAUCCGUUCGAUUUUGAGUUUUAUGAAACCAUGCAAACUGCUUGGCGUGCUGUGUUGUAUAGUUGGCACAGAACAUCGACGGGUCAGCUUACUCGUUGGCAGAAGAAAUCUCUAGCUAGUACCGUGAACCUAGGAAUACCAAAAGAUGUUUUCUGUAAACUUGUUAACCGGGCUAUUGAAAAUAACGAAUCAAGUUCAGAAAAUAUAGUUAAUGGUUUCGCUAAAUGUGGCAUCUACCCUCUGUCGCGAGAGGUUGUACUGGAAAGUCUUCUGCAAGAAAAAGGAGUCACAAUAGUCCGUUAA